AUGGUUCUGCGUACAAGCCGUGGUCCCUUUGUGUUUGACAUUCUGCGUACAAGCCGUGGUCCCUUUGUCUGCGACGUGAAUGGUUUUUCUUUUGUGAAGUCGAGCAUAAAAUAUUACGAAGACUGCAGCAGCAUAAUUCGUUUAUAUUUUUUAAAUAAAUUAGCUGAUAAAUUUGCUAAAGCUGCUCUUGCUGCUGCUGCUUUUUCUCCUACUCCUGCUGCUACUGCUCCUCCUCCUGCUGCUGCUCCUGCUGCUGCUGCUGCUGCUGCUGGUGGCGGUGGUGCUGGUGGUGGUGGUGGUGCUGGUGGUGGUGGUGCUGGCGGUGGUGGUGGUGGUUCUGGUGGUGGUGGGGACGGGGAAGGAGGCGUCGAUGAUACUGGUUCGCAGCAGCCUGCUGCUGCUGCUGCUGCUCCUGCUGCUGCUGCUGCUGCUGAUGCAGCUGAUGCUGCAGUUCCUGCUGCUGCAGUUCCUGCUGCAGCAGAUGGUGAUGCUGCUGUGUGUGUAUUAGAGAAAGCAAAUACUGUUGCAGCAGAAGCUGCAGCAGCAGCAGCACCAGCAGCACCACCAGCAGCAACAGCAGCAGCAGCAGCAGCAGCACAAUCAACGGUGUUGCAGCAGCAGCAGCAGAACUUGGAGCUGUAUCUAGCGCAGCAGCAGCGUCGUUGCCCGCACGAGGAUGCACGCUUGCCUGGUGUGUUUUGGGUACCUGGGGGCCCCCAUGGGGGCCCCCUUCCCCCCCCACUCGUCGAGGAGGAGACAGGAGACAGCAGGAGACGCAUGCCCAGGUGUCUAUGCAUGGCGCUAGAGACAGCUGAGGAGACAGAAGGGAUAGAGGAGGAGCUGCGUACUGUGGUGGUGGUGAUGAGGCACGGAGACAGAAGGCCGAAGCAAAAGCUAAAGUUUUUAUCGAUGCAGCCGCUGCUGCUGCAGUACUUUCAGCAGCAGCAGCAGCAACAAAAAUAUAAAAAAGAAAUCAAAUUAAAAAGCCCAGAAGAACUCCGAGAUCUUCUAGAAAGAAAUACAGAUAUCAUCACUGCACUUGGACGCGAAGUAGCAGCAGCAACGCAGGAGCUGCAGCAGGAGAGAGAGAGUGCUGCAGCAGCAGGCUCUGGGGCUGAAGGCGACGCGGGGACCACUGGUCUCCAGGAGGAGCCAUCGCAGCAGCAGCAGCAGCAGCAGCAGCAGCAGCAGCAGGAGCAAGCUUUAAAGGCUGAGCUGCGGCUGCACAAGCAGCUGCAGAAGGUGCUGCUGCAGGGCGACGGCUUCGCCGGCAUCAACAGAAAGAUACAGCUCAAACCUAAGCGGUGGCUGCGUGAGGAGCAGCCCGCAGCAGCAGCAGCUGUCUCCUCUAGAGACAAACAGCAGCAGCAGCAGCAGCAGCAGCAGCAGCAGCAGCAGGAGGUGGAGCAGCAGCAGCAGCAGCAGCAGCAAGUGGAGCUGAGCCGCAAGGCUUCUGCUGCAAGUGUUGCUGCAGCAGCAACUGUCUCCGCCGGGGUGCUGCGGUCCUGCAGCGUCCCCCUGCUGCCGUCAGCUCCCGUCUGUCUCCUGUCUCCUUCUGCUGCUGCUGCUUCUUUUUCUCUCGCAGAUAAGGCCUUCUAUACCGCAGCAGCAAGCCCCACUGGUCCCCCCAGUGCUGCUGCUGCAGCGGGACCUGCUGCUGCAGCAGCAGCAGCAGCAGCAGCAGCAGCAAACUGGCAAGACAACGCCCAGCGAGGCACAGCACCCAGCAGCAGCCCUGCAGCAAAGCAGUCAUCUCCGCAGGUGAGCAGCAGCAGCAGCGUGAGCAGCAACAACAGCUGGUGCAACACCAGCAGCAGCAGCAGCAACAGCAGCAGCAGCAGCAGCAGCAGCAGCACCAGCAGCAACAGCAGCAAGAAACUCGAGAGCUGUGUUGUUGUAGCUAAGUGGGGGGGAGAGCUCACAGCAAUAGGCAGGAAGCAGGCUGAAGACCUAGGCCAGAGAUUCCGCUACCAGCUCUACCCAGGAGACAGCGCGGGUUUGCUGCGGCUGCACAGCACCUUUCGCCACGACUUUAAAAUAUAUACAAGUGAUGAGGGGAGAGUGUGUGUGCAUGCGCGGUGUGUGGUGCAGGUGCUGAAGCAGUGUCUUGACUUUCUGCUGAAUCUGAACGAGCAGCAGCUGGGGGAGCUCAAGGCGCGUGUCUUGGAGCUCAUAAAGCAGCGACAGCAGCAGCAGCAGCAGCAGCAGCAGCAGCAGCAGGGGCAGGGACAGGAGCAGGAGGGGCUGCUGCAGCUGCAGAAGCCGGAGGAUUCGCAGCCCACAGCAGCAGCAGCAGCAGCAGCAGCACCCGAACCAACAGGGCGGCGGCUGCUGCUAAGCCGGAGGAUUCGCAGCCCACAGCAGCAGCAGCAGCAGCAGCAGCACCCGAACCAACAGCAGCAGCAGCAGCAGCAGCAGCAGGAGAUACUAAUGAGGAGAAGGAUGGUGCAGCAAAGAAGACAGGGGUGUUUGUGA
Molecule: messenger RNA, 2475 nt
Organism: Eimeria mitis
Lineage: Eukaryota; Apicomplexa; Conoidasida; Eucoccidiorida; Eimeriidae
Product: GH24076, related, related
Exons: 9
Coding region: 1-2475 (824 amino acids)
Biological process (GO): inositol metabolic process; inositol phosphate biosynthetic process
Molecular function (GO): inositol hexakisphosphate kinase activity; diphosphoinositol pentakisphosphate kinase activity; 5-diphosphoinositol pentakisphosphate 1-kinase activity
Source: RefSeq, a predicted model, not a curated record